Messenger RNA from Lodderomyces theae, 3912 nucleotides. RefSeq names its product Mhp1p (gene MHP1). The record is from RefSeq and is a predicted model, not a curated record. The transcript has a single exon. Bases 1 to 3912 code for a protein of 1303 amino acids. NCBI's taxonomy places the organism in Eukaryota, Fungi, Ascomycota, Pichiomycetes, Serinales, Debaryomycetaceae.
AUGACCGAGGGUGACACCGCAAAUGAGUCACAAAGUGGCAAUAUAUUACUGCCAGUGUCGAGAAAGUCGCAACCUCAGCUAACCUCCUAUAGCACGUUGGAGAUUGCACCGGAAAGGAGAAACCUGUUACAACAGCAAAAGAAUAAUUACGCAGAGUUCUCAAUACCCAAGGCACCCGGUAGCGAUUUGCGUGCUGAAACUGUUAGAGAUAAGUUGGAGGAAGAAACUAAUGUUUACACUAAAGGUGUCAGGGAUACAGAUGUGGACUGGUUUCUCAGGGAUUCUUCUAUGGACCCCGCGAUCCCAUUACCUAAGCGGGCACCCGUCAGUACUACCAUUACAGGUAGUGAGGACAAAGAAAGGAACUUACCGGCCACAAAAGAAUUGGGAGUUGGAACAGCGGCAGCAGCAGCGGCAGCAGAAGCAGAAGCAGAAGGAUCAGGAGUAGUAGCAUCACUGCCACAAACCCCCAUUCGGUCCGUGAACUCCCAUCUAAACACAGACAUUUCCAAUUCCAACGAUGCGAUUGUAUCAAAGACAAAACCAUCGAUCUCGCCUAUACGCGAAGAGCAUGUUCAGACAAAAUACACACCCCAAGCACCAAAUAACAGCGAGGUACCGUUUGUUAAACCUAGACGGAGAAGUAGCACCGGAGGCGGGCUUUUCUCCAAAAUAAAAGAAAAAUUCACCAAGGAUACUUACGAGCCUCCCUCUAAGCCUACGAAUCAGUCAAGUGACCACUUCUUCAAAGCAGAUUACAAUAUGACAAGGCCAAACACUCACAACCCCAUCCACGAGCCAUCGCUACACUCUCAAAAGGUGACGGCGCUGCUAGCAUCUACUAACGAGCUAUCGAGUUUGGAAAGGACAAAAACGGCACCAGCCCUUCCUGUUGGCACGACUCACGCAGAUCCAAGACUCGAAGAAUACGUCAGGUUCUACAAACAAAAAGAUCUUCGUCGAAGCUCAACUACAUCUACUGGUUCGACUGGGAGUGACACGACUUCCAAACCUAGUGUCUUGAUCAACGGAUACGAUAAUACAGUCUAUGGAGAUAAACAUGGUGCUUCUGCUUCUGCCCAAAAUGAGUCCACUUCGUCUCGAAUCUCUCACUUCUUGAGGCGAAAGAGUUCGGUUAAAGGAGAUACGGCUCAUUCCCCAGCACCUUCUGCAGUGGCACCAUCCACCUCGUCUUUACUGACAAGCCCUCCACCAAGCACAGGAAAUGACCUUGAACUAAACCCAGCGUUUAAAGGAUUGAAACCAUUGAAGCGAGUAGCAUUUCACUCUUCCACAUUCUUGAUCGAUCCCCCACAACAAAUUCCCUCGCGUACUCCUCGAAAGGGAAAUGUUGAAAUACUAUCCAAUGGACAAGUAAAAAUAAACCCCUUGACGGAAGAAGACAAAGAAGCUAUUGAGAAAUCGCAAAUGGGAUUAGGUGGUGGGAUUGUCGUUGGAGGUACCGGUGCGUUGGGUUACAUACCGAAGGAUGCUCCCAAAGAUGCGGAGAAUGGAAAAGAUGAUCGCGAAGGGGACGAGGUUGACAAUAGCUCACAGGACGGCCCAUCUCAGGAAGAAGACGAACCAGCAAUUGACCAGCAUGCGAAAAAUAUUGCAAUCGACAAGUUUAUGGUUCACCAUGAACCAAUGAACUACACUGUUCCAGUUAAGAAGAUGGCUCUUGACACAAUGUAUUCUCGUUGCUGCCAUUUACGCGAAAUAUUGCCUAUUCCGGCUAUAUUAAAACAAAUACCAGAAGGUUCAAUGGCCCCACUUCCCGUUUUGCAACUUCGGAAUCCUCACCCAACAAUGAUCGAAGUACAAACUUUUGCAGACUUUGUGCGCAUUGCACCUAUAGUAUGUGUUUCAUUGGACGGUGUCAAUUUAACUGUUGAGCAAUUCAAAAUACUAUUAUCUGCAAUGAGUGCAAAGAAGCAACUUGAAAAAUUGAGUUUGAGAAACACUCCAAUUAAUCAAGAGGGGUGGUCUUUAUUCUGCUGGUUUUUGUCGAGGAACACGGUAUUGAAUAAAUUGGACAUCACGCAGUGUCCAGCUUUAUCUGUAAACGUUCUAAAGAAAAAGAAGAAGAAGGCGCAAACAGACACAAAGAAGUAUGAAGAGGACUUGGAAAGAAUGACCUGCAACAAAGACAACAGAUCUGAUGUUGAUUGGUCGUUGUUUGUUGCAACUUUGAUUGCGAGGGGAGGUAUCGAGGAGUUGAUAAUGACUGGGUGUUGUAUUACCAACGUUGAGAUAUUUGAAAAUUUGAUGGAGUUGGCAGUUCUGAAAAAAACUUCCAGAUUGGGAUUAGCUUUUAACAACUUGACUCCGCGACAUAUGAAUAUAAUUGUCAAUUCGUGGAUCUUUGGUGAUUUUGCCAGAGGUUUAGAUUUAGGUUACAAUGACAUUUCAAGUACCAAAAUUUUGAAGAUUUUUUUGGACUUUACCAAGCGACCAGACUAUGAAAGGAUAAUUUCUAAGGCAACGUUAGCAUUCUUGAGCUUAAACUCGACAAAUGCCGUAUUCAAUGACGCUUUUAGGGAAGUUUUUGAAAACGUGUUGAUGAAGUUGCCAAACUUGAAGUACCUCGAUUUUUCAAACAAUCAAAGAUUAUUUGGCACCAUGUCUAACACACAAGAUACAAGUUCACUGAAUGUUAAUGCAACGGAGAAUGCCACUGUUGCCUACUUCACCUCAAAGUUACCACUUUUUCCAAAGAUGACAAGAUUGCAUCUCGAAAAUGAGAAUUUCAGUCAAUCGUCAAUACUUCAACUUGCAAAUGUUUUACCAUUUUGCAAAAAUAUGGGGUAUUUCUCUAUUCUUGGAAACUAUGUGGACUCCACAUCCGCUUCUGCUUUGAUUAAUGCAACAAAAAAUUCAAACACGUUGAUAAAUUUGGAUUGUGAUUCAUCAGCACUUCCAGGAUUAUUCAAGGAACGUAUUGGCUUGUACACCAUGAGAAACAUGGAGAAGUUGUUAUACGACUCAAAGCGCAAGGAUUUACCGCAGACUGCAGAGGUGCCGUUGAAGGAAGCAAUUGCACAACCUCAAUCGUUAACAGAACAAUUAAACAAUGUCUUGGACUUGAAAGCGCAAGAGAAGUUAGACUUGUCGUCUCCCGAUGUAGUCAAGCUUUUCAGUCGUGCCAAUCAAAUCAGAAGGAGCCUAAAGAAGUCUAUCGAGGAGUUGCUUAACUUGCAAUUGAAGAAUGCAUUAGACCUAGAUGGGAAAGAGACCCUUAUUCGACUUAUUUACAUCGAUUCCAGUAUUGAAAAAGGUUUACAAUUAAUUGAUCCCAAUUUUACUGAUGAUUCUGGGACAAGGGCCAAUAUGUAUCUCGUUAAGGUGGGAGAAGGACAAAAUCCCACGGGUCAGCAUCGUCCAGAACUACACGACGAUGGCGAUAAGCUAGCAGAGGCGGAUAUUCACCUAAAACCUGGUGAAGCCGUUCCUGCUAGCAAGUCCCCUUUGGCGUCAAAGUCUAAUUCAAGAACCAAUUUGGCCAGCUUGAAUAGACAAGAAGGAUCCAUGUUGAAGUUAUCGAGAUUGAAUGAUUACCACAAAAUAGAACCCGGUGAAUCCGAAAUGUCCGGUGAAGACGUUAGGAAGAAACUAAUGAAUGUCAACCUUUCCGAUUUGGAUAAAGUCAUUAGCUACUUGGACGAUUGGAGAAAGAGGGGCGUCUCGUUGGAGAAUGUGUUUAAGCACAAAUCAAAAGAGGGGGGAGAUGCAGAUGAACAGGAGUUGAGUUUUGAAGCGUUACAUCUGCAGUUAAGGAAGCUUUCAAAGGACGGUAUCGGAAACGAAGAUGGCACUUCGAAGGACUUUAGUGACACUGUAAACGAGAGCGAAGGGAAAGACUCAGUACUUAGUGAAACGUACGAUCAAGUGUUGAACAAUUUGACACAUUAA